Messenger RNA from Chiloscyllium plagiosum (whitespotted bambooshark), 2186 nucleotides. It is a transcript of the gene slc52a3-1, whose product is annotated as solute carrier family 52 member 3-1. Gene Ontology annotation, biological process: riboflavin transport. The record is from RefSeq and is a predicted model, not a curated record. NCBI's taxonomy places the organism in Eukaryota, Metazoa, Chordata, Chondrichthyes, Orectolobiformes, Hemiscylliidae. Gene Ontology annotation, molecular function: riboflavin transmembrane transporter activity. Gene Ontology annotation, cellular component: plasma membrane.
AUUUCUAAACAGUGUACAGUCCCAUUGGCGUUAUCCUUCAAACUAAGAUUACAGGAACUUGACCUAUUCUUUCUGCAGGAGACGACGCUAAUGCCUACCAGUGUUCUACUGCCUAUGAACAAAUGAGCAACGUAACAUAGACGGGCCUGUACUAUAGCACCAUGUCCCUUGCCAUCCACAUACUGGCUUGUGUAUUCGGCACAGGCUCAUGGGUUGCCAUCAAUGGCCUUUGGGUGGAGCUUCCGCUUAUUGUGAAUGUUUUGCCUGAAGGAUGGGACUUGCCCUCUUAUCUCACUGUCAUCAUUCAACUAGCUAACGUAGGACCCCUGUUUGUCACUCUCAUGCACAAGUUUGCUCCAGGGAAGAUGAAGGAGAUUGUUGCUAUCUAUGUUAUUAUCAGCAUCGGGAUCUUGGCCAGCUUGCUGAUGGUGUUCUUCUGGAAGCAAACUACGUUGCUGGUGGGCACACCUCACAGUACAGCCUUUCUGACACUCACCUUCUUCUUGUCACUAGUGGACUGCACAUCCUCCGUGACCUUCCUUCCCUUCAUGAUGAGACUCCCGACCAAGUACAUGACCACCUACUUCAUUGGAGAGGGUCUGAGUGGCUUCAUUCCUGGCCUUGUGGCACUGGGUCAAGGUUCUGGGAUGAUCAAGUGUGUGAAUGCUUCAAAGCCAGUCAACGCGACCACUGGUAACUUCACAGAGGGGGCAAUUGUUCACCAGAUUGAAACUCAUUACUUGUCUGCCAACUUCUCCACAGAGACAUUCCUGGCUUUCCUCACGGUUAUGAUGAUUUUCUGCUUGCUGGCCUUCAUUUUCCUCACACGGGUUCCUCACAAGAUGCUUCAUGAAGUGCAAGUGUCAAAUGAAGUGUUGCAUUUCUCAACCACUGAACUAGAACUGAAUAAAUACAUCCCUGAGCAACCAGCAGAUACACAGAGCUUCAGUCUUCACGAUCCAAGGAAGGCAAUGGACAAAGCUAAGCUUGCGGCCGAAACACAAAGUGUGUUGGUCAGUGCAUUCUCUAAGUAUUCCAAGCAGCAGCUUCUCUUCAUUUAUCUUCUUGUUGUCUGGGUGAAUUCAUUGACCAACGGUUUCCUACCAUCAGUGCAGACAUAUUCAUGCCUACCCUAUGGAAACAUUGCUUACCACUUGUCUGCUGCUCUGGGUUCCAUGGCCAAUCCUGGUGCCUGCGUUAUUGCUCUGUUUGUACCCAACAGAUCCUUGGUGCUGCUGGGAUUCCUGUCUCUGGUCGGCACAGUGUUUGGUGCCUAUAACAUGGCAAUGGCUGCCCUGAGCCCAUGUCCUCUGUUACAACACUCUGAGGUUGGAGCCAUCUUGAUUGUUCUUUCGUGGAUUUUGUUUUCUGGCACCUUGUCAUAUGUCAAGGUGAUGAUUGGAGUCAUUUUUCGUGAUGAGAGUCACAGCGCCUUGGUGUGGUGUGGAGCAGCAGUGCAACUAGGAUCAAUGAUUGGAGCAUUGAGUAUGUUCCCACUUGUAAACGUGUAUGACAUUUUCACUGCAGGGGACAGCUGUAACAUGAAUUGCCCCCUCUAAACCCUCCCCAAAAGAAAUUAAGAUGGGGAUUUAAAAAAAGGCAACAAGGAAGCAAAGUAAUACCACACUUUAUACUGAAUGACCAAUCUCAUUCUUACUGUAUCAUUGCACAGUUUCCAAGCGUCAAUUCACAUGUUAAUUCACUGAUCACAAAAACGUAGAUUUAAAUCUGUAACUUUUUAACAUUUUGGAUUAAGUCUUGAGGGUUCCCCCUUUUAAGUGUAUUUCCCUGUUUAAUGCAUACAAUUUGCUGAGCUCUGCCUAGAAAUAGGCUGUUUCCAGUAUACAUCUCUAUGGCUCUAUGACUUGACAGUGAUCUGGUAUAUGUAAAUAAAGAUAAGAUUAAACGCAAGCAAUUUAGGCUUGAGACCAGCAGAUAUAUUUUCCUACAGAGAGUUGUGAUGGUGUUACUGCACUCCCAAAGAUACUGAUAGACAUUGAGAUCAUGUUGACAUUUAAGAGAAAAAAGGAAUAGAUGAGAGAGGUGAUUGAUUGAAAUUAGGAAGUGCUAUGGGGUUGGUUAGAUAUUUGUACACAAAGAUAACAUUUAUAACACAAUUGGUGGGCGGCACGGUGGCACAGCAGUUAGCACUGCUGCCUCACAGCGCCAGAGACCCGGGUUCAAUU